AUGAGAGUAUUAAAGGCGAAGAACGGACGUGUUCGCUCCAAUCAUAGCAACACCACCAGCAGUGGAGCAUUUAACAACACGUCGCUGAAUGCAAACCCGAAUAGGAAAGCUCAUUCGACGAGUCCUCAUCACGGCAAUGUAUUCGCCGCUUCGCAAUUCUGUAAUUCACCAGCAGCGCGUGCUAUUCCGAUGCCGCCGUCCAACUGGAUAAAUCAGCAGCAACAAUCGCAGCCCGCUCGUCCAUCGUCCGCCUCCUCGUCGACAUCGUCGUCAGCAUCGCUGUCGCGACAUGUCGACGACGUGGUCGGUGUUCGCGUAUGUCCGCUGCAGCUCAUCGCCGCUGUUGCUUCUUCGUAG
This is a messenger RNA of Caenorhabditis bovis, 357 nucleotides long. The record is from the annotation of a GenBank genome assembly. NCBI's taxonomy places the organism in Eukaryota, Metazoa, Nematoda, Chromadorea, Rhabditida, Rhabditidae.